This is a messenger RNA of Trichomonas vaginalis G3, 1095 nucleotides long. RefSeq names its product acylglycerol lipase protein. NCBI's taxonomy places the organism in Eukaryota, Parabasalia, Trichomonadida, Trichomonadidae. The record is from RefSeq and is a predicted model, not a curated record. The transcript has a single exon. The coding region runs from base 1 to 1095 and encodes 364 amino acids. Gene Ontology annotation, molecular function: short-chain carboxylesterase activity; monoacylglycerol lipase activity.
AUGCAACUUUGGCUGAUAGUCCCAUUGGUACUAAUUGUAUGGUAUGUACUUAGAGUAAGGAAGCCAAGGUUAUAUUAUAAUAAAGAUGGCCAGAUAGCUCGUAUCCUUUCAAGAAUGAAGUCAAUUCAUCAAUUUUAUUUCCCAACACCAUGGUUAAUUGGCAAAGAUUUUCAUACGAUAUGGGGCAUGCAGUAUAGAAAACAUUCCUCCGUUAAGCAAGAAAGAGAAAUUUUCAAGUUUGAAGAUGGUGGCUCAAUCCCUCUUGAUUACAUGUUACCAGAAAAGGUACCAGAGAAUCCAAUUGUUAUUAUUGUGAUGCAUACAAUGGGUGGUGGAUCCAGAGAACCAUGCGUUAAUAAUUUAUGUGAAGCUUUAUAUAAGAAAGGAAUGAUCCCUGUCAUUACUGGUGCACGUGGAUCAAGUGGAUGUCCAUGGACAAAUGAAAAAUUCUCAACAGGUAUUGAUUUCUCUGAAAUUAAUCAAGUUGCUGCUUAUCUUAAAGAAAAGUAUCAUCCAUCUCACAUGUUCUUAGCCGGUUUCUCUGCAACAGCAUUUACAUCAAUUGCAUAUGCUGCAAAAUUCAAAAAUUUCGAAGCAGUUGCUGCAAUUUCACAUUGCUUAGAUGCAAUGGGUUCUCAAAGAAUGCUACUCAAAGGAUUAGGUCCUAAACUCUACAGCCCAUUCAUGCUGAGCAAACUGAAGCAUUGGUUAAGCAAAAAUCAAUAUGUCAAAGACGAAAUCAAGCAAGAAGCCAAUAAAACAAAGCGCCUGAUCGAUUUUGAUCGUAUUGUCUGUGCUCCACAGCUUGGAAUGACUGUUGAAGAGUAUUAUCAUGCAAUUGACAUCAAAGACAAGCUUGACAACCUCAAAUGUCCAGCACUUGUUCUUGUUUCCAAAGAUGAUCCAUUUGCUGAUCUUUCUGCUGCUCCUUACGAUGAAACAAAGAGAUGCGACAAAGGUUUGUAUGUUGAAACAAAUGAAGGUGGUCAUGUUUCAUUCUUAACAGGAUUAUCUGGAAAUAAGUCACUUAUUGAUAAGAUUGUUCCAGAAUUCUUUGAAGCUGUAAUAUAUGAUCACAAAUAUUUCAUCCUCUAA